AUGCAGCAGAAAGUGGACGAGAGGGAGGAUUCCGACGCCCUUCUUCAAGAAGACACCAGCAAGGCAGAGCCGCCCUAUGGGCCUUUGGGGCUGGGCUCCCUAGGAUCCUUCUCCAACUUCGGCUCCAUGGGUUAUGGCCCGGGGAUGUCCUCCGGUGCUUCAUCUGGAUCGCCGUUCCUGAGCUCCUUCUCCGGCGUGCUGGGGUCCCCGAAAUCUCCGUCUCCACCUGGCAUGCCCUCGAUGCCCCCUCUGGUCAGUUCUGUAUCCAGCAAGGAGUCCAAGGACAAGAAGGAGAUCGAUUUCACCAACAUCGACUACAUAGGAUGUAUCAUCCCGCAGUGGACGGAUGGUGACUGGAUCUGUGCGGAAGCUGUAGACGUUCCAGACAUGCAAAUCUACGACGAUGCCCAGCACAGGAGCUUUUCGGACUUCCCCGGACCGGCCUGCAAAGACUCCGCGCUGCGCGAAUGUGAUUGGGAGGAGAAGCCAGCGUCGGCAGAAGCUCCAGCACCAGAAGCGAAAGAAGAGACGAAGCCGGAGGAGGCGCGAGAGCUUUCUGCCGACUCGUUCCUACUGUGGCAAGUGCAGUGA
Molecule: messenger RNA, 591 nt
Organism: Symbiodinium sp. CCMP2592
Lineage: Eukaryota; Dinophyceae; Suessiales; Symbiodiniaceae
Source: the annotation of a GenBank genome assembly